Molecule: messenger RNA, 2794 nt
Organism: Seriola aureovittata
Lineage: Eukaryota; Metazoa; Chordata; Actinopteri; Carangiformes; Carangidae
Gene: hoxb5a
Product: homeobox B5a
Exons: 2
Coding region: 169-1161 (330 amino acids)
Biological process (GO): regulation of transcription by RNA polymerase II; anterior/posterior pattern specification
Cellular component (GO): nucleus
Molecular function (GO): RNA polymerase II cis-regulatory region sequence-specific DNA binding; DNA-binding transcription factor activity, RNA polymerase II-specific
Source: RefSeq, a predicted model, not a curated record
UUGGACGGCGCAUACAUAGCUAAAAACGAAGUACAGUGCAACGCCAUAAUUCACUAAUACAUCAUAAAUCGUUGAAAGUACCCGCGUUAUAACGACCAAGAGAAAUCUAACAAAUCAAGCGCCCCUUAGCACUUAACUGUAAGACUGCAACUCUCUAAAACAACCUAAAUGAGCUCUUACUUUGUAAACUCGUUCUCGGGGCGCUAUCCAAAUGGCCCCGACUAUCAGCUGCUAAAUUAUGGAGCCAGCAGCGGCGCAAUGAACGGCGGGACGUACAGGGACUCGUCCUCCGCCACAAUGCACCAUGCUACGGGCUCUUAUGGCUACAGCUACAAUGGCAUGGACCUGACCGUCACCAACCGGGGAGGGGGGAGCGGCGGCGCCGCCAACACUGGAGGACACUUCGGGGGCGGCUCAGUCGUCGGGGACUCCCGGGGCUUCGGCUCCCCGGCCCCGGAGAGGAGCUUCAGACAGCCGUCCAGCUGCUCCCUUGCCUCCGCGGCAGACUCCCUCCUGUCACCCGGUGGUGGAGACAACAAACUUGGCGCCCAGAGCUCGUCUCCCCGCUCGGAGCAACCAGGAAGCGGUAAUCUCAGCUCUCCAAACCUGUCCUCCAACUCCUCCGGUGGCGGCGGCGGCGGAGGCGGCGGCGGCGGCGGCGGCGGCGGCGGCGGCGGCACAGUGCAGCGCUUCACGGAGCUGGACGACGCGUCGCCAGAGACCGAUGAGUUGUUGCACCACAAACAGGACGCUGGCCGCGGCGGCAACCCGCCCUCCAGGACCGGACACCCGCAGCCUGCAGAGCAGAAGCAGGAGGGCGGCGCGGCGGGAUCAGCCGCCUGCAGCACGGCGGGCAGCGAGGCUCAGACACCACAGAUAUUCCCCUGGAUGAGAAAGCUGCACAUUAGCCAUGAUAUGACGGGCCCCGACGGGAAACGGGCACGGACGGCGUACACCCGCUACCAGACGCUCGAGCUGGAGAAGGAGUUCCACUUCAACCGGUACCUCACGCGGCGGCGGCGGAUCGAGAUCGCGCACGCGCUCUGCCUGACAGAGCGGCAGAUCAAGAUCUGGUUCCAGAACCGGAGGAUGAAGUGGAAGAAGGACAACAAACUGAAAAACAUGAGCCUCACCGCCGCCGGCAGCGCCUUCCAACCCUGAAGAAAAUUAACCCUUCAAAAUAAAAAGAAAAAAAAAAGAAAGAUCCAUCUCUUUGAAAAGGUUACUACCGUGCACAGACUUCCCGGGAGGGAAAUAAGAGACAAAAAAAUGAAGAAAAACACAGAAAACAACAGAAGCCAGUGAAGAAGAGAGUGGAAUAAAAGAAGAAGACGUGAUGAAUAUGUCUAUCACACAGAUUCCAGAUCUAGAUUUCAAAAACACUUCCUUUCAUCUACCGAGUACUGUUCAACAGCGCAGCACUUUUUAUUUGUUGGUCUUUGGUGUUUAAGGGCAAUGUAAAAAAAAAAAAUGACUGUGGUACUUUGCUCUUCUAAAAAAAAGAAACUUAGUGUUCCUGUAUGUUCUCGUCGUUUUUAAAUAGCUGUGUGGAGGAAAGGAGUCGAGGAUGAAUAUGCUACCUAACAUUUCUACCUAUACGUCCUACCUUACAACCUUAUGGCUACCUGUUGUUCAAGGUCUGAAUAUUGUUUGUGUGUCAAAGUGCGAUGUUUUGUAAUUGACAAAGUGCUUUCGAGAAAAGUUAGCAUGUGAGCUCUUAUUCUAAGUUAUUUACUGCAAAUUACACGUGUAUAGUCCAUGAGUCCCCCGCUGCCUCCCCUACCUCCCCCUUCCUCCCUCUCUGUCAGUUACCUUUCAUUCAAAUACUGCUACAAUUUUAAAUGAGGAAGCAGGGGAAGGUGCGAGUGUGUGUGUGUAAAAACAAAUCAGGCCUUCCUACAUCUCCGUAUCCAUCCAUAAUGUUGUGUAUAACUCUAUUAUUCAAAAAAUGUAACUGCAUAUUAUUGUUAUUAUUAUUAUUGUAGGCUAAUUAUUGGAUUCAUGUUCCAGAAGGGAUGUAUAUAGAUAUUGGCAUUUCUAAAUGUACCCAGUUCACUGUGUGUAGUUGCAGUGUGAAUGUGUGUGUGUGUGUGUGAAUGUGAGUGUGAGCGUGUGUGCGCGCAUGUAAGGGGAAUGGCUACCGUCCUGUGAGCUUUCUGCCAAUUAGCUUUUUGUAUUUGUUUGUAACUUGGAGUAAAACAGACAAUAACUAAAUAAAUAAAAAUAAAAAUAAAAAUCAAGUUCCUUAUACUGGACUUAAGCAGCUGCACAUGUUGUAGCUACCAACCUGCCGCAGAAAUGGCUGAGCAGGGUCUGGAAACCAUGACAGUCAUACGGACCAAAAGCUUUAGAAACCCUCCACAGAAAACUGCUUUAGACACAUAAAUGAGAGCUGUUUGUGCCAGGUGCCGUUAUCAAUUUAUUGCCAACCAUAUCUCAUAUGCAAAUCUGUGUCUGAUGGAAUCAGCUUAUAGCAUUAUAGUUGUGAUCUGCCACAUUCUGAUCUCAGUGUCUGAGUAAAGCCUGAGAAAAGGUGCAAGUUAGUGCGUAAAGCCGUAACUGACCAUUCCGAGUCCACAGGCCUACACCUCUGUGCGCCUCCUGCACAUUUUUUGCGCAAUUUGAGCUAAAUCUGAUGUAAAUGGACCUCAAACGAACUGCCAUUUUCCAGUUCUACAAAAUUAUUCAAGCUUGAGAAAGGGUAAAGAGGCGUCACACCAAACACCCGUCCGCAGGCCUGUCCUCUAUUUUCCAGGCCUCACUUGAGCCCUGAACGCCACAUUUCCAUGAUGAC